AUGUCUUUUGUUACAGAUGUGAAAUCAUGCUUGGUCAACUUGAGGAGCAAUGGUUGGGAACCAUUAUUUGAAGAUGUCAAAAUUUUCUGCACUGCAAAUGAUAUUCCAGUGCCAAAUAUGGAUGAAGCUGUACCAAGAUUUGGCCAAUCAAGAAGAGGAAGGAGAAAUAACAUUAGCACUGAACAUUUUUUUCGUGUUGAUACCUUCUAUGCAGCUAUAGAUGCUAUCACCACUGAGCUAGAUCAUCGCUUUAAUGACAUGACUUCAGAAUUGCUUGCUGCCUUUGCUUGUCUUGAUCCAAGAGACUCAUUUGCCAAGUUUGAUUUGGACAAACUUGCUAGUCUUACAAACAUCUAUGAUGCAGAUUUCUCGUAUGAUGAUCGCAAGCCUAUCAAAGUUGAGCUUGAGUUAUUCAUGAGCCACAUGAGAAGACAUGAUGAGUUUAGAGUUUGUUAUGAUCUUGCAAGCAUAGCCAAAAAGAUGUUUGAACUUGAAAGAAAUAUUAUGUUUCCUCUGGUUUAUCGCCUUAUUGAGUUGGGGUUGCUAUUACCGGUGGCGACGGCAUCGGUUGAAAGAGCCUUUUCAGCCAUCAAGAUUAUCAAGACCGAGUUGUGCAACAAGGUGUCCGAUUGUUGGCUUAAUGACUUAUGGUGUGCUGCAUCGAGCGAGGGUUAUUCAAAGGACUUGAUCUUAAUGAACUCAAGAAAGAAUCUCAGAAGGAAGGUAGAAUAA
This is a messenger RNA of Brachypodium distachyon (stiff brome), 732 nucleotides long. RefSeq lists its product as uncharacterized. The record is from RefSeq and is a predicted model, not a curated record. NCBI's taxonomy places the organism in Eukaryota, Viridiplantae, Streptophyta, Magnoliopsida, Poales, Poaceae. The coding region runs from base 1 to 732 and encodes 243 amino acids. The transcript has a single exon.